CACGUAAGGGAUUCAUCAUGUGUCGUCAAUGCGUCCAAUCACACCACAGAAUGCCCGAUGACUCGACCGUCAGUGGUGGAUGCCGUCUCACUGCGGCUAGACGCCCCUGCCAUGAAGUUCCUUGCAAACCACGAGUCUUCCUUUGCAGGAGCCACACUACCGCCCCCUCUUGCUUGUCCCUUUUGUGGUGCGGCAUUGGGGAGUGUGGCCAUCACAGCAUCAGCACCUGGAGGGGGGGGGGGGCAAACAGUGAAACUGUAGGUGCCAUGCCAACACUGGAGAAGUUUGACCCCCGCAGCACCUUUGGGCUCGUUGCGCUCGUCUUCGAACUGAGCGUACCUUCGCUGCUGCGCACAGAAGGGACAUGGACCGCGUUAAGGGGAGGUGAGAUGGUUGUGGUGCGCCGCCUAUCAAGUUAGUACUUGCUCACUCUAUUGGCAUAGGAUUCGGUCAUCUUGCCGUAGAUGAGGGCUGCACAGAGACCUGUCGCAAGACCUGUCAGGUCAUCUGACAAACACACGGAGAGAGACACGGACAAAGGGGGGGAUGCGUCGUCUCUGCACAUGGCAAGAAUGCCUUACCUUGCCAACUGACGCGUGGGUCCUUUGGGAAGGCGCCUUGGAGAAUUCCGAAGUACAGCAAGCCCCCCAACACAAACAGCUGAUGGACGGAAAACGAGAAGAAACACAUGGCGACCGAGCAUAGUCGUAUGAGGCUUCUGUCUCCCUCCUAUUGCGUGGCUUUCUUACUGCCAGAUUGACGAUGCGAAAAGGCUUCUCAAAGAAUACGAUAGUGAGAAGGUACCCGAGGAGAGCGAACACAACGCCGUUCAUACCCUGACACGAUCGAGACGGGAGAUGGGCGAGAGACACAAGCCUUCCACGUGCGCUCACAUGUGCUGAGGGACGUGGGCCUGUGCGUACGUACCGUGUGGACAUGUGGGCUUCCGACAACCCACAAGAAGAAUCCGCCGACCACCCAACCGAAGAUAAAGGCAUACACCCACUGCACAAAUGAACGCCACAAAUGCAGCUCAGCUGCAGAGACAGACAGACAAGACAGACAGACAGACAGACAGACGAAAGAACACGCAUGCAUACAUACAUCCCUGUAAUCACGGGCUCGUGUGGUGACUGUCGUUGCCUACUGAUGAUGGCCAGCAUGAGGGCGUUGACGGCAGCGUGCUCUGGUGAUGCAUGUGCUAGUGGUGCGGUGAGGAUGCCGCCGAGCGACUCGCCUCUGCGUGGCCUGAUGCCGCCGAACUUCAUGUUGGCCAUCACAGGAAUCCAUAUCGCCUGAGGCAACGGGGUGAGUGAAUGGUUGGCAGGGUCCGCGUGUCCGCAUACACGGUGCUUUUUACCAGUUGGAGGACUGCGUGCACGGCCAGGUGCCCCUUGAUAGUGCGUCCGAGGCUUGAAGACCCUGAUGACCCUUCCAUUUCGCCAAAGAUUGCC
Molecule: messenger RNA, 1454 nt
Organism: Vitrella brassicaformis
Lineage: Eukaryota; Vitrellaceae
Source: the annotation of a GenBank genome assembly